Molecule: messenger RNA, 5520 nt
Organism: Magnusiomyces paraingens
Lineage: Eukaryota; Fungi; Ascomycota; Dipodascomycetes; Dipodascales; Dipodascaceae
Exons: 1
Coding region: 1-5520 (1839 amino acids)
Biological process (GO): positive regulation of GTPase activity; Ras protein signal transduction
Cellular component (GO): plasma membrane
Molecular function (GO): guanyl-nucleotide exchange factor activity; protein binding
Source: RefSeq, a predicted model, not a curated record
AUGGACUCUUCAUCUGCCGCCUUCAAGGCUGCUGCUGAUACUACUGCUGCAACUACUGCUACUACUGCUAAUACUGCCACUAGUACUGCUAGUGCCGCUACUGCUGCUGGCCCUGCGGCUGUCCAUUCUUCUACAUCGUCCACGUAUAUUCCAGGUUUCAGCUGUUUUUCACCACCAGUCCUCACCUCUUCUUCGACAUCAGAUUUUGACUUUUCCAGCUCGGCACCUUCGGUCAUCCGUACUCGACGAGCUUCUCUCAUUCCUGUUCUUUCUUCACCAUCUCCGGGACCUUCGCCUUCUCCAACCUCUCUUUCCCCGGUUUCUCCAGUCUCGCCAAUGGCACACUUAACUGUGUCGCCCCCAUAUCACUACUCUUUCCACCAGUACCAUCCAAAUUCAAGUACUGGCUCUGCUGGGUUUGCAGGAACUUCCCCUUACCCAUCAAGUAACAUUUCAUCAGUCAAGGUCGCCCGUCGCUGUGUAUCUACCACCUCGCUUGUAAAGUCUCCGCCGUCAUCGGCCUCAGCAUCAUCACUUGCGACUUUAAAAGCACCGAAUAGUGCAAAUCAUAAGCCCUUCCAACACUCGUCUCCCACUGCCUCUACUGCUCGUAGCACCAGCAACACUGCUUUAAUGAGCCCUAGCGAGGAACCAUCUGUUGAUGCCACCACUGCCAUCAGCGAUUCUUUGUCAAAGCAGCCGGUUUUGUCAUCAGCAUCUCACCCUUAUUCCUCUUCUUCCUCAUCUUCUUCAUUUUCAUCUUCAAACAUCCCAAGAAGUCGUCCGCAUCAUCUGUUAAUGUCCCAUUCGUCCACUUCUUCACUUGCUGGUCGACAUUCAACUCUAGAUCCAGCAGUAGUUGGAACUGCUCCAGCUGCCAUUUCUACGGCUUCUACGCCUGGCCAUUCCGACUCAAGACUUACUCGACACCACUCGUUUUUAAGGUCUCGAAUUUCAGGCUCUUUAAAGCGAUCAAAUGGUUCUAGUACUGUAACGACGGCUACUAGUCCUACUUCUGCUAACACUAAUGCUACUAGUUCGGUGGCUAUAUUUCCAUCUACUAAACAAACCCCCACGCAGGGUACCUCUUUUGCCAUCAGGGGCGAACAUAAAAGGCAACUAAAGGUACCAUCAUCUUCAUCCCCUAAAACUUCUCCAAAACAUUCUCCUCAAACUUCUCCCAAACCUCCUACAGACCGACAUUCAAGUAGUUCUUCAAGCACUCGAAGUUCAAACCGCAGCAGUGGAAGCAGCUCCACUUAUACUUCUUCAUCAAGCUCAGGGAAAACCAUGCCCACCACAUCCAUGUCUUCUUCUAUGGCUUCGUCAUCAGCUUCAUCUCAACAAGCAUCCCAAACUCAGCAUUUGUCCACCAACUCCUCUUCUCCCAAUAAUUCAACUGCGAACAAUCCGGAUCAAAACGCCUUUGACUUGUCGUCUUUCCAAGAAUCCACAUCAGGGUAUCCAUUUUUGCGUGCUCUCCACUCAUUCGAUGCAUCCACUCUUUUCUCAGGCCAAUCCGACGAUGAUCCUUCUAGCAUUUGCUUGUCUUUCCAAGAAUCCGAAAUAGUCCUACUCCACUCAAUCCAUCCUUCUGGUUGGGGCGAUGCUACUAUUUUAUCAAAUGCCGCUCGUGGGUGGAUUCCUACAAACUACUUUACCCCCUACUCGGACCCUAAAAUAGUCCCGGUUCUCUCCGCUGUUCUUAACUUUGUUUUGGCUCCAAAGUCCCAUCCACUGCCUCGUCCUUCUUCAAGACAGCAACAGAAUCAGGCUUUGGAUUCUCCUCAAGAGCCUCGCUAUUCUUUCCCGCCCGCUGCUAUUUCUGCAAUUGUGGCUGGCGUGCGCUCUCUCCUCGAAGCCUGUGGAACAUUAACUCGAGACACCCCUAUUGUGCGUCGGUCACAAUCCAUUCGGAAAUUCCGGAAAAUUUUACUGGCAGAACUUGCAAUUUUAGUGUCGUUAGCCAAACAGUACAAGUAUACAACCGACGAUGCCAAUAUCGAACGUCUCGUCACAGGCUCUUACAAAAUCAUUUUCCGCGCUGUUAUAUUUCUCGACAUUUGGACUCUUGAUCGUGGGUCCACUGCUAAUAGCAUCUCCUCAGAACCAAAUAGUGAAAAUGUUACACCAACAUCUACAAAAACAGAGCCUUCAAAAGAUGAAAGACCUGUCAGUACCGCUACCUCUGCAACGGAAUCGCACUCACCAGGAGUAACACUCAGUACAGCCAAGCCAGAAUCAACAAUCACAAAAUCUGAGUCUCAAAAAAGAAUGGAGUCACUGAAAAAGCCUGCUCCCUCAAUCGACAAUAUACGGUCCACUUUUGAAGAUUUUAAACCUACUACAGAAAUUGAGUCUAUCAAAGAGGUUGAUGUACCUGCAGAUUCUGCUUCUUCCACCUCUCGCACUAUCGACCCUCGUGAGUUAUCGGCUGCACCUUCUCCCGUACCUGCCAUCAUACCUCCGCGUCGCAGUCUUGUGCCUAACAGGGAGUCUAUGAUCUUCCAUGAAGUCCCACCUUCUGCUCUUCAACGUCUUGAAGAAGUUCAUGACGCGUUGACUUCAUAUCUUGGUAAUUUUCUCCAUCAGCGUCUUAGCUCUGAUGCUAUUUCAGGAGCUCCACUUGCCCUUGAUGCUAAUUCAUCAGCAUGUACUCAAAUUCUCGUCAACACUCGCAAGUCAAUGCUUGCUUGUCGAGAGCUUCUUGCUGCUGUUGAGUCUAUUUCCUCACACAGUCUUCCUCGAAAUAAAGAUUUAGAAAAACGCAAAGAAAAGCUUUUCUCACAAAUUCGUCAGCUUGUUUCUGUGGCCAGAGAUGUUGUUGCAUCUACACCAGCCACUGCAGAAGCUCAAGAAGAUGAUGACGAGGAUUAUAAUGAUGAGGAAGAUGAAAAUGACCGUACCAAUACGUCCACUUCUUCUGAUGUUCCAGAUGAAAUUUCUCCACGCCGAAAGGCCCGCAUGGCAAAACUUGCAUACGCUGUUGAAAGUCGACGUCUAGUUGAAAGUGCUGCAAUAUGCGCUCGCACGUCAGAUGAAUGUGUUUCUAUGUGUCGUCUCAUUCUUGAUCGCAUUGGCGAUUUUCAACUUUCGCCAACCCGUGAGUACCCUGAUUUUUCAGAUGGACUUAUUGCAGAAACCCCAACUGAGCUGGAACACAAGGCUGAAGCAACUUCAAUGCCAACAACCGCUAUUGUUUCUCCGGAAAAGACCUCUGUUAGCUCCACUAUUUCCUCUGCUGUAAAAUCCUUGUCUUCACUAUCGUUGUCUCAUAGACACACUCCAUCAACAACUAGCACCAUAACUGAUGCGGUUUCGGCCCCGCAAACUACAACGACAACGACUGUCUCUUCAACAGCCGGGCCAAAUUCAUCGGCCAUGUCCUCCAAGGCUACACUUUUUCCGAGCACUAAUGACUCAAAAAUGUCCCCAUUAUUACCCGAUAUUCCAACAAUUCUUCCGCUUCUUUCAGAUCAAUUUGAUGACCCACCAAUGCACUCUCCCAAUUCGGGUGCCUUCCCUUACCCUCAGCCUGAACAAGGCCACCCCAACAGCAUCAGUAACAACAACAACAACAAUGCCAACGCCAACGCCAACGCCAACGCCAACACUAAAUCCAGCAACAAUAACAACAGCAGUCUAGGCCACACCUUAGCAACUUCAGUAGCUGGACCAUCUACUUCAUUUUCGGCAAAUACGACGGCUCCAUUACCUACCGAUCUGGGUACCGUGUCUCCAGCAUCUCGCCAGCCUAGCCAUUUGCAGCAAUCUCCCCAAGCUUCCACUAUUCCAGCCGUUAUUUCUAACGAAUCUGACGCCCAAGUGCGUGCCGCCAUCGCGGCAUUGCCAGCGGAUGAACGAGUCUUGCGUGAAGUAGGAACUUCUCGUAUUCGAGGCGCAUCUCUUCCGGCUCUUGUUAAAGUUCUCACAGAUAAUACAACUCCUGAAGAUCCAGAUGCUCAUCUUCUCUCUACUUUCUUUUUAACCUUUCGCCAAUUCACCACUCCUUUGGAUCUAGCUAAUGCACUUAUUACCCGAUUCCAAAGCUCUACUCAAAACAAAAAUGAUCCCGAUGAGGAUUUGAAUACGCAAAUUCGUCAGGCCAAAGUAUACAACCUUCUCAAACGCUGGAUGGAGUCUUAUUGGAAGCAGAGUACUGAUGCACCAGCACUCCCUCGCAUUGUCGCUUUUGCCAACGCAUCUCUAUUUAAUUCGGUAGGCGGCUAUUAUUCGUCUUACGCUCUUAGCAAAUCGGUACUAACUGAUCUGGCCGCUAAAAUACCACAUCUCCCCGAUGGAGAGCCACUAGUUCCACGGCCAAUUAUCGUGCCUGGUGCUGAUGAGGCUCGACGACUUGCUUUGACAUACUCUACUACGCCACUUAUUCCGGUUCAUUUAUCUCGCCAUCAGGUUGCGCUUUUAGCCAAAGCUGUAGACGCCCAAGAGUCGAUUGCAGCCCCAAGCAGUGUCAAAGAAGUCACCUCUGACGAUGGCCGUGUAGGGUCAGUGACUGCUAAUGCAUGGAACCGUAUGAUCCGUGCUAGUUCUUCUGAUGCAGGAUCAGAUGCUGCUGCUGCUACAGCUGCUGCUUCUGGUGCUACAUAUGCGUCUUCUUCACUUUCACAUCCUGAACCCUACGGUGCUACGGCUCAUACUAUUGUUCUCUUUCUUGAUAUUGAUACGGCAGAGCUGGCAAAGCAAAUAACUCUUCUUGACAGUGGGUUGCUGUGUCGUAUUCAGCCAGAAGAACUACUGGAUCAAAACUUUACACUUAAGCGUCGGUCGCUGGGCCUGGCCCCCAACGUGUCAGCCAUGACAUUGUUAACCAACCAGCUAUCUUUCUUUGUUGGCGAUACGAUUCUCAAUCCGGACAUUAGCACUAAAACGCGUCAACGCGUACUAAAGCACUGGAUUAAGACCGCUGAAAAGUGCCACGAGUUAUCCAGCUUUAAUGCUCUGAUGACAAUUGUUUCCGCACUUCAAUCUGUCAAUGUGGUGCGCUUGCGCAAAACUUGGGCCGAAAUUUCCCCACGUCACGCAAACACUCUAGCUUCUUUGAAAACUCUGCUUUCCAUGGAUAAAAACUACUCUGCGUAUCGUGCUGCUCUCCGCGCUGCCCCAUUGCCUCGCGUCCCAUACCUUGGAUUGUACCUUACUGAUUUGACAUUUGUUGGAGAAGGUAACCAUCCCUUGCGCUCGCUUACAAUUGACACGUCCACGCACGAAGUUGUCCCAGCCGUUGCUGCACGUAGGGCACCUCAAGGGGCGCAACCCCAAGGUACUGGUCCGGUACAGCCUGCUCCACCGCCAUCUUUUGCAGUCAUUAACUUUGAUCGUUAUGACCGCAUCACCCGCAUCAUUGGUGAUUUGCAGUGUCAACAAGUCCCGUAUCGCGUGGCCCCUUGUCCCGAGCUUCAAGCAUGGCUUCGCAUGGAAAUGGCUCGCAGUUACGCUGUUGUAUCCAAAGACCAUAACGGUCUUUGGCGCCGAAGCAUGAUUAUCGAGCCCAAACAAUAA